ACUGCUGCGCCUGCGUCAGGUUGCGUCAUCCGCCUCAAUAACAAACCAGAAGAAGACACAGACACAGAGCUCGAAGAUGUCUGAGUACAGCGCCUCGCAGAAGAGUACCCUGAAGUUAAAGGGGAUAGGGAUCGUUUCAGCUGGAAAGAAGAAGAAGAAGAAGGAUAAAGAGAGUAAGCAUCGCCUGGAGCAGGUCGUGAGCAGUCAAAAGGAGAAAGAGGAGGAGGAGGUGAACAAGAAGACAUAUGUUGACAAAAGGACACCAGCGCAAAUUGCAUUUGAUAAGAUGCAAGAGAAGAGGCAAAUGGAGAGGAUUUUGAACAAAGCAUCAAAGACACACAAACUGAGAGUGGAGGAUUUCAACCGUCACCUGGACAACCUGACAGAACAUUACGAUAUCCCCAAGGUCAGCUGGACCAAGUAGAAGAGGAGCAACUUUUCAGUUUUUCUUGAACAAAACUCUUACGUGUCACAUUUUAUUUUCCACUUUUAUGUUUUUCCAAUAAAAUUUUAUUCAAUUGGCAUGUAGUCAUUCUGUUGUUGUAAUUCCUGAUGUAUAUAAUAAAGGAUUUGA
Messenger RNA from Larimichthys crocea (large yellow croaker), 574 nucleotides. It is a transcript of the gene fam32a, whose product is annotated as family with sequence similarity 32 member A. Gene Ontology annotation, cellular component: nucleolus. The transcript has 4 exons. NCBI's taxonomy places the organism in Eukaryota, Metazoa, Chordata, Actinopteri, Sciaenidae. The coding region runs from base 77 to 424 and encodes 115 amino acids. The record is from RefSeq and is a predicted model, not a curated record.